Molecule: messenger RNA, 473 nt
Organism: Aphanomyces invadans
Lineage: Eukaryota; Oomycota; Saprolegniomycetes; Saprolegniales; Verrucalvaceae
Exons: 2
Coding region: 101-424 (107 amino acids)
Source: RefSeq, a predicted model, not a curated record
CCCUUUGUGUUUCGAUAUUAUCAUAUUAGAAAGGAUACCAAUUGCUGCGAGAAUUAGCAACGAAUAUCCUGCAAUUUUGCCUGAAGCCUCGUGCUGCAUCAUGGCGUACCAACCUGGCCAGCAGCAACAGCGCAACCCAUACUCGCAAUUCGACCAAGAUGCUGACCUCGACGACGUGUACGCUGGUGCAAAGCGACUACACCAGAACGCACGUGGCAUUCACGGUGAAGUGCAAAGCCAGAACCACCUUCUCGACCACCUUGGCGACGACAUCGAGGGCGGGACAGCGGCACUGCGCGCGCAAACGGCCAAAGCCGAAAUGGUGAACAAGAACAAGAAAAAGCUGUGCAAGAUGUAUAUUGCUAUUGCGGUCUUGGCGACCAUUUUGAUUCUCAUUGGGAUAUUCGUCCCCAACUUUGGAUGAGGAAGAUACGAACGUUAAGUUAAUGCCCCUGCGUUCUAUUUCUUUCUCA